AUGUACUCCCUAUGGAAGGAAGUCAGCGAGCAGAUAAAAAAAAAAGCGGAAGAUUUAAAUAACAGUCUACAGGAACUGAACUCUAGCAGCAACCACCCCAUAGGGGGGACCACACAGGUUCGCCCAGACACGAGUCUAAAGAAUUCAAUACAAGAGAAAUUUCACAUCAUAAACGAUAAGUACAUUAAUGGGAAGGAAUUCCCAGAGCUCCACUAUUACAAUGAAAAACUUCUCAGUGGGUUUAACAACUUUAAGAGGAUUGUGGGGGGCAUGUACAAGGAGAAAGUGAACAAUGGCAGUGAUGGAGAUGCUGGGCGGUCAGAGGGGCAGAAGUUUUACCUUUCCAAAAUAGUACCAUGGAAAAAGGGAGACAUUAUGAUUUCCAAAAUUUACAGAAAAAAAUACAAUGAAGGAUUCCCCAUCAAUUUGCCUGAUCCCCAUUUAAAUUCAUAUGUAUACAAAAAAAUUUUAAAAUUAAAUGUUGAUAGAAAUAAAAUUUUACACACAAAUAUUUUGGAGAACUACAACUUUUGUUGGAACAAAAAAAAAGAACAAAGUGAAAAAAUAAUUUUGGAGGAUCCAAACUUGGAACAAACGAAAAAAUAUCUUGUUCCCUUCUACAUGUCUGAGUUGGAUUUCUGGAAAUCCUACUUUUUCAACGUUGAUAUUAUAUACAACGAAAUUGCGGAUGAUAUUUACGAGAGUAGGAAGAAAUUCCCGGAUGCUGAUGGGCCACUACACUUUGUACCACUUCCAUGUGAUCGCACUGCAGAGGAGAAGAGGCCACUCUCCACCGAGGUGACACCCUCUGAUGAUGCCAAACAGUGGAUCCCCCCCACGAAUGGAAAAGCAAACACCGUGGAAGGAACAACAGAAGAGACACAAUUAACGAACCAAUUGAGUUUCCCAAAGGUGGAGCUCCCUGCGGAGGGGGGGGAAAGACCCCCUACACAGUGGGAACUUCAUAGAGAAAACUCCAAAAAUGUAUACCUAAAAGAAGAGCCGAACGAAGAAGAAAUCACGGAGAGAGUGCAUGUCACCUCGAAUUUGGCUAGUUUCCAAAAUUUGAAUCAUUCAGAUUGGCUGACUCCUUCAGAAGAGCAAGAAAAGAGAAGCAGCCUAGGUGUUCAAAGAGGCACCGAUUCGAAAACACCCGAUUGUAACUCGGCUUACCAAGGGCAAAGUAAAAUUGAUUCGAUCACACCGAAGGAUGACACUUCUUUAAUGAGAAAGACCCAAAUUAACGGACUCAACAUUUACAUGGACAAUGAUGUCUUCGUAAAUCUUAGGGACAAAUCAGAAGCGUUCGGUGCCCUUUUAGCAGACACAAAAGAAUAUACUGAGGAGAUUAAAAGGGAGGACAGCCAAGGAGAUUACUAUAAUCUAGAAUUGGUUGACCACUCCUUAGAGGCAUCAUUUAAGGGAAUGCCUAACAAAGGGGAAGGCAGAGAAGUGGAAGGCUGUGUUGUCUCGCAUAAAAAAACGGAAGACACUAUCGAUGUGAAUGUUAAGGCUGAGGAGGAUAAUCAUAUCCAAGGGAACCAACUGAUUAAUAAUCAGCCAGAAUCUUUAACCAUUUCGAAGGCUAAUAUAAAAUUUUUAGAUCUUAUUGAAGAGCAGAAUGAAAAGGCCUAUAGUCUGGAUGAGAAAAACGGGGGAAAAGAUGGUUUCGAGUCUCUCGAUAAGGUGCAGUAUGUGCCACAUGAAGAGGGAGAAACUGCGAGUGCAAAGUUGGAUGGCACAGUUGAUGUCCCUGUGGUCAGUAUGCAUGGUGGGGCAAAUGAACAGUUUGACAAGGAGGAAGACGAAGAGGAAGAUAAUCAGUUGGUAGAACAAUACGAUGAACAGGACGAGGGAGGGAAGAAGGAAGAAGCUUCCAUCCAUGCCAAUCUGAACGAAGCGGAAACGAAGGAAGAACUGGAUGAUUGUGCACUCCCCCAGCAGGAGCAUGCACCGGCCAAUGAUCCAAAAUUUGCGAAGGAAUUACCUCUUACCAAUCAUGCAGGUGAAUCAAACGACUCCAAAUUACUUAUUAGUGAUGGAGGAGGAGACCAAACAACCCCAUAUGAUAACUUAAAAUAUGAUCCCAUAUUUGUCGAGCUGAAUCAAUGCAACCCAUUGAAUGAAGAAAGUAGGGAAGGCAAUGAAUGUGUAGACUCCAUGAUAAGCGUUACAGAAAAUUCAAACGAAGUUGAGGACAGCUUGGCUGGUGAAGAAAAGGUUAAUGCCGCUUAUCAUCCGCAGGAGGAACCCUUACAUAAUGACUGUUCACAGGUGAAGAUGCCAUGGCUAGAAAAUAGCACCACUGGAGGGACCACUGGAGGGACCACUGGAGGGACCACUGGAGGGACCACUGGAGGGACCACUGGAGGGACCACUGGAGGGACCACUGGAGGGACCACUGGAGGGACCACUGGAGGGACCACUGGAGGGACCACUGGAGGGACCACUGGAGGGACCACUGGAGGGACCACUGGAGGGACCACUGGAGGGACCACUGGAGGGACCACUGGAGGGACCACUGGAGGGACCACUGGAGGGACCACUGAGCAGAUCAACGAUUGGGCAAACACGCCUCUGUCUUCCUACCCUAAUGACACUACUGCAAAGCAGAAUGACAUAACCGUUGGAGUAAAAGCAGAAGAUGAAUCACCUAGAAGCGCAAAGGGAGAUAUGAAAAUUUCACAAAAAGAAUGCGACUUAUAUCUUGAUGAAUUAAAUAUUUCUGAUGUACUUGAAUUUGAAAUUGAUUCAAAUAAGUUCAAUGCAGAAGAGUUGGAGCAAUUUGAAAAGGACCUCCUGAAUGCGUAG
This is a messenger RNA of Plasmodium knowlesi strain H, 2811 nucleotides long. Its product is annotated as BSD-domain protein, putative. NCBI's taxonomy places the organism in Eukaryota, Apicomplexa, Aconoidasida, Haemosporida, Plasmodiidae. The transcript has a single exon. Bases 1 to 2811 code for a protein of 936 amino acids. The record is from RefSeq and is a predicted model, not a curated record.